Molecule: messenger RNA, 582 nt
Organism: Angiostrongylus costaricensis
Lineage: Eukaryota; Metazoa; Nematoda; Chromadorea; Rhabditida; Metastrongylidae
Source: the annotation of a GenBank genome assembly
AUGGCUACCACUAUUCGAACCAUGAAGGAUGAAAAAAGGAUAAAUCGUUUCGUUGUUCAGACUGGAACAGAAGCGUUUCUGGUCUGGUACAUGGUGUAUUCGGCGUUGUCACUGCUAUUUGGAAUGCGCUCCAUGAUCAUCUGGCUAAUCCUUCCGAUUUGUAUCGUCAUCCCAGCAAUCUAUGCAGUUAUCACUAAACGGCAUAAAUACCUCUAUCCAUUUCUCAUCAUCACGGUAAUUCAACAAAUAGUGUUCAUGCUGAUGGCUGCUAUCACUCUUAUAUUUUCUCUUGUCUCAUUCAAUACAAUGCACCUAAUCAUCGGUCAUUCGCUGGAGUUCGACAGUCCACCAUCAAAGAAUGUCGCGUUGGCAGUGAUCAUCGCCACCGUGGCCGCCUUCAUAGUGCUUUCGUUUGUGAAUAUCUGGCAAGCUGUUGUCAUAUACAGUUUUUGUCCGAUUUCGUUGAAGUGCUGCGAAGUCGAAAUUCGUAAGAAAAAAAUAGAGAAUUCAAAGCGAAGAAGGAAUUAUACUGACACUGAUAGAUACUCUGGAGAAAUGAUGGUUGCAGCAAAGUACAUUUAA